AUGAAUGGAGUCGAUAUAAAACUUGAAGGGCGAGCCCUCGAUGUGGUCGUUAUUGUGCUUAAUGUGAAGCUCGUAAUUACCCUCUUGUUUUGGGUCGUAUCUGACACUAAUGGUGCCAUCGUGGUUGUCCACUAUAGUCGGCUUAUCGCUGCCACUGGCCUGCGUUCCCGGCAUAAUGACCACUGGCCGCGCACUCACACAACUGCCCUCAAAGUAUUGGUUUAUAACAACGGGUUGACUGCUUGUCAACAAUGGCUGUUCUCCAACCCCGAAGUUUUCGGUGGAGAUCGCAGUGACCGUACGAUUGGUCCGAUUGGCCGUCAAACACAACACGAGAAUCAGGCGCUCAUUAAUGCGAUCGUAGAGACAAUUAUGAGAUAUAAUGUAUACAUCGUAUACAAAUUCUGUAUAUCGCAGGCCAUAGACAUGUAUGAGAGUGUGGGCACAGGAGCCGAAUUUUACUGUAAUUCAAUGGUGUUUCGUGCGAUUGCCGGAUUGGGUUUUCAUACUCACGACACUUCCCGCAUACCUGUGCCCACACUCUCAUACAUGUCUAUGGCCUGCGAUAUACAGAAUUUACGCACUGUGUUCACUACAUGGCAUUUGGGAACAGAUGUGACAUUUGAGUACUUUGUGAGCGGAUUCGCCAUCAGUGGUGAUGCCAUCGAUGACAGCAACACUUCAUGCAGUGAUGGACGACAACAAUGUGUCGACGAGUUGUCAAACAAGAGUCGUUUGACACUUAUUUUGGGACCAAAACGCGACAACUCUUCGCCACAACAGUACCGCACCUAUAGAUUCAAUGGCCGCGAGUUUGACACUAAUGUAGCGGACAUUCCUCUGGGUCUUGAGCGCAACGGAACAACUAAUAAGUGGUUCACUCCUUCGGCACUCAUUACCGGCACUUAUCGUCAAAAACACAAACAGAUAAUUGCCAUCAAUUAUAACGAGAAAAGCAUUAAUCGAUUGAAUGUCUUGGAGUUGUCGUCACGACAUGGGGUGAUAGGGAACAGGUAUUGGGAACCAGUGGUACACUAUUUGGACAUUAAGUCACACUAUUAUCACUUGAUUGACAUCAAAGUGUCUUCGAGUGAAAGACAAACACUUUUAAUAACCGAACAAAUGGUUUACCAACUCAUGGAUAACAAUACUCUUCGGGAACUAAUGCAUCCGUGGCAACUGUUUGGCUGCGAAUCGCUGGCACACAGCGUGUCCUUAAGAAGUGGCAGCGAUGGCGGCCACGGAUCAGAUGGACAGCAAUUAAAUCAAAAACUGUUGGCCGGAGAGGGGCACCGCAUCUCAAGACACGUGUCCACCCGUUAUCACCCCAUGUCUGACUCAUUGCAUUUUGUGGCGCGCAGUCAUCCCAUGCAGACCUAUCGGACAACACCGCCCGCACCGCCGCCAUCGCCGGUGGCCGACGACAACACCGCCGGACAGACAAUGAUAUUAGCGGUCGGGAGUGAAUCGCCAGCGAUGGCCACCGAAAUGAUAAUAAGGAGCGACUCGUCGACUGCGGCGGCGAUGAAGAGGAAGAGUUGCGAAGAAACGGAAGAGGAUGUGAGGCGAGAGGAGCGGAAGCGUCGGAACCGCGAGUCUGCGGCCAAAUGUCGCAAGAAGUUGAAGGAACGGAUGGACUCGUGUGAGCGCGACGUCCAUCUACUCAGACACCGGAACCAAGCCUUGCGUAACGAGAAGUCUCUCAUUGAACUCGAGUUCCGGAAUUUGCAACAAGAGUUUGGCCGACACUUGCAGUGCGACCGACACUUUGCCGGACAAGUGGUGACCGCCGGGCCGUUAAGGACGCCGCCCAACAUUGCUGCGGCCGCAGCCAUGUCUUCCAAUAACGGCUUUUCCGAUCACCCGCUCAUGCAUUUGGGAGAACUCAUCUUCAAAUCGGGACAAAUUGAUGGCAAAAAAUGA
Medioppia subpectinata is the source of this 1923-nucleotide messenger RNA. Lineage: Eukaryota; Metazoa; Arthropoda; Arachnida; Sarcoptiformes; Oppiidae. The record is from the annotation of a GenBank genome assembly.